Meloidogyne enterolobii is the source of this 801-nucleotide messenger RNA. Lineage: Eukaryota; Metazoa; Nematoda; Chromadorea; Rhabditida; Meloidogynidae. The record is from the annotation of a GenBank genome assembly.
AUGUUUGGAUUUCUUGCUUUCAAUGGUGGAUCAACAGGAGAAAUUUCAACUAAAGGUGUUGGGCAAAUAGUAGUCAAAGUUAUGGUUAAUACUAUUUUGUGUGGGGCUUUUGCUGCUUUGUCUUAUUUAUUUGUUCAUUUUAUUAGAAAAGGAAAGUGGACAAUUUUGUUGACAAUUAAUGCUUGUUUAACUGGAAUGGUUAGUGCCUGUGCUGGUUGUAAUAUAAUGUUUGUUUGGUUAAUAAAAACAAUUAAUUGUUCUGUUUUUAGGCCUGUUUGGACAUCAGCAAUAACCGGAUCCAUUGCAGGAAUGGCCUAUUUAGCCUUUUCAGAGCUCUGUUUAAUUAUGCGAAUAGAUGACCCUCUCGAUGCUUUUGCUGUUCACUUUGGGGGUGGAUUGUGGGGGUUAAUUAGUGCUUGUUUGGUUACUGAAAAAGGGCUUCUUUUCUCUUUAAUUGACCCCGAAAAGGUUAAAUUUGACGAAGCAUUAUGGCAACUUUGUUGGCAAAGUGUUUGUGCUGUAGCAAUAAUUGUUUGGUCAGCACUUGUAUUAACUCCAGCUUUUCUAAUUUUAAAAGCAUUUGGAAAAAUAAGGGUGCCCAGAGAAGUAGAAAUACGUGGAUUGGAUAGAUUUAAACAUGGGGAGGCAGCAUAUCCUUUGACUGCUUAUGGACAUGGAUGGGGGGAUGGAACUGAAUUUGUUAUUACUCCAUUACAGGAUGUUGGGGGAGAUGCUGUAAAUGGUAAAAAUAAUAUAAGGGAAAAACAAUUAUUUGUUUUGAUGUUUUGUUUGUUUCUGUAG